AUGGCAUCCGGUUACGGCCUCCAUGGCGGCCCGUCACGAUGCUUUCCAUUCUGGCAAGAAGUUCUGGCAUGCUAUGCUGUGAAUGCGAAUCCCGACGAUCCGAGCCGAAAAGGGUUGACGAAAUGCCAACUGCCAUUAGAGGACUACUACGAGUGCCUAUAUCACAGGAAGGAGGCGAAACGGGUAUCUGAAUUACAGGCUGCCUACCGGAAGAAGAUCCUCGAGGAUCCGCGAGUGGACGCCCCGACCGAGAAACAGAUACGGCGACUGGGGAUGUUGGAGGCGCCGGAUGAGGAGAAGAACAUCAAACGGCCGAAGUGGUUGCCGCAUGGAAUCAAGGAUCAAGGCAUCGCAUGA
Eremomyces bilateralis CBS 781.70 is the source of this 357-nucleotide messenger RNA. RefSeq lists its product as uncharacterized. The transcript has 3 exons. Gene Ontology annotation, biological process: mitochondrial respiratory chain complex I assembly. Lineage: Eukaryota; Fungi; Ascomycota; Dothideomycetes; Eremomycetales; Eremomycetaceae. Bases 1 to 357 code for a protein of 118 amino acids. The record is from RefSeq and is a predicted model, not a curated record.